AUGGAACCGGGGGAGCCAGCGGUGGACUUUCUCAGCAGGCGCCUGCCGCGAAUGCGCGGCGGGCCGCUUCCGGCUCUGGAGCCUCGAAGGACGGGGCAGCUAGGUCGGGACGCGGCGGCGCUACUCGAUCGCGGCCCGUCGUACCUCGCGAUGGGACCUCGGCAGAAGACGGCAGCAACAAGAAGGCCCGUUCCGGCGACUUGCCACCGACUGCUCCGCGUGCGGGUGGAACUUCGUCGGCAACGCCAGCGUUCUCCCGACAUGAAUCAGCGACAGCGGCAGAAGCACCCAAGCACGGGCCUCAAAAUCGGUGAGGCCCGUGCUGACGGAGUCCACCUGGGCGUUGAAAUCCUCAACGCUGUCCCGGCCUGCCGGAGGGACGGUGAGGGGGGAGGGGGGGGCGAGGAUGGCGGCUCCCCACCACCGGACUUCGGGGGGGGCGAGAAUGACGGUGCGCUUGAGCUUGACGAUGAUGAAGCCGAAAAAGGAUUCAGUCAAGGGACGCCCCCAGCUGGGACCAUGGGCGGGGGCGGAGCGUCUAAAGGCAAGGGGAAAGGAAAGGCGGGAGGAGGACAAGCCAGCGGCAACGGGAGAGAUGGCGGCGGCACCCCGCGUCGGGACAGGGGACGGGGGGGGGAGCUGCCGAAGUUGACGGCGUCGACCAUGCAGGCUUUCGCUCGGGGUAGCGGGUCCGAAGAUAUUGCGGGGUACACCAACCGGUCUGCCAGCGCGAUUGAGUCGGUCGCGAGCGCGUUGCUGGGGGGUGGCGGGGCUGCAGCCGGGGUUGCAGCCGGGUCUUGGGGCCGGGCUUCAGCCGGGGCGUCUGAGGAAGAGCGCAAGUGGCGAAAGGAACGCGAACUCCUCGGUCUGACGGUCGACUACCAAAACAAUAACAAGGACCGUAACAUCCACGGACUGAUUCAGAAGACGUUCAGGAAACUCGUAUGCCUCAGCGACGACGACGAGGGUGGGGACGCCGACGACGCGUAG
Messenger RNA from Ectocarpus siliculosus, 990 nucleotides. The record is from the annotation of a GenBank genome assembly. Lineage: Eukaryota; Phaeophyceae; Ectocarpales; Ectocarpaceae.